GGUGUUACUUCUGGGCGAGGUAACUGUCACAAGUAAUCUGCAAGGUGUGCAGGUUGAGAAGCCAUGGCUUACCAAAGCUUUCUGCUGGAGCCAAUCAGCUGCCAUGCCUGGAACAAGGACAGAACCCAACUCGCCAUCUGUCCCAACAACCAUGAAGUUCACAUCUAUAAAAAAGAUGGCAUGAAGUGGAGCAAAGUUCAUGAGCUGAAGGAACACAAUGGACAGGUGACAGGCAUCGACUGGGCCCCUGAAAGCAACCGGAUCGUGACUUGUGGGACAGACCGCAAUGCCUAUGUCUGGACCCUGAAGGGGAAUGUGUGGAAGCCGACCUUGGUCAUCCUCCGGAUCAACCGUGCCGCUCGCUGUGUGAAGUGGUCUCCAAAAGAGAACAAGUUUGCUGUAGGCAGUGGUUCCCGACUCAUUUCCAUCUGCUACUUUGAGCAAGAGAAUGACUGGUGGGUAUGCAAACAUAUCAAGAAGCCCAUUCGCUCGACAAUCCUUAGCCUGGACUGGCAUCCCAACAAUGUCCUCUUGGCGGCUGGCUCCUGCGAUUUCAAGUGCAGGAUUUUCUCUGCCUACAUUAAAGAGGUGGAGGAACGGCCCAUGCCUACUCCCUGGGGGUCCAAGAUGCCUUUUGGGGAGCUCAUGUUUGAGUCGGCAAGCAGCUGCGGCUGGGUCCACAGCAUCUGUUUCUCAGAGAGCGGGAACCGUGUGGCAUGGGUUGGACAUGACAGCACCAUCUGCCUAGCUGAUGCCAACAAGAAAAUGGCGGUGGCUUCCCUGUCCACAGAGACUCUCCCCCUCCUGGCUGUGACCUUCAUCACUGAGAACAGCUUAGUGGCUGCAGGCCAUGACUGCUGCCCGAUGCUGUUUACUUAUGACGAGCAGCAAGGCACACUGACUUCUGGAGGGAAGCUGGACGUCCCCAAACAAAACUCACAGCGUGGCCUAACAGCUCGCGAACGCUUCCAAAACUUGGAUAAAAAGGCCAGCUCUGACACUGUCAAUGCUACUCUGGACACACUCCACAAGAAUAGUAUCAGCCAAAUAUCGGUGAUUGCUGGAGGGAAAGGAAAUUGUUCAAAGUUCUGCACCACAGGAAUGGAUGGAGGCAUGAGCAUCUGGGAUAUCAAGAGCUUGGAAUCGGCUAUGAAGGGCCUCCAGAUCAAGUGAGUAGGCAAGUGGAAAUGAAGCCAUUGCAGCAGCGUUUCUUCCCCGCCUCCCCGAGACCAGAAAGAUGCCGGCUAUCAGCUUAGCUGAUGGUGCCUGCUUCCUCCUAUGAAGACAAUUCCAUCAGCUACAAGCUUUGCAGUUUCUCUUUCCCUCGCAGGGGACAGAAAUAUAAGGAAAAGAAUAUAUAUAUUAUGCCAUGCUAAAUAAAAGACACAAGAUAUGCUGGUCAUAA
Messenger RNA from Sceloporus undulatus (fence lizard), 1405 nucleotides. It is a transcript of the gene ARPC1B, whose product is annotated as actin related protein 2/3 complex subunit 1B. Gene Ontology annotation, biological process: Arp2/3 complex-mediated actin nucleation. The transcript is spliced from 10 exons. NCBI's taxonomy places the organism in Eukaryota, Metazoa, Chordata, Lepidosauria, Squamata, Phrynosomatidae. Bases 64 to 1173 code for a protein of 369 amino acids. Gene Ontology annotation, cellular component: actin cytoskeleton; Arp2/3 protein complex. Gene Ontology annotation, molecular function: actin filament binding. The record is from RefSeq and is a predicted model, not a curated record.